AUGAAUCUAUCCCCGGGUCAAGUCGCCGUGGAAGCACCGCAGGCGGCACCUCUGGGAUGGCAAGAAAAUCUGAACAUUCACCUGAUUUGUAAAGAGUGUCGAGAGGUUCCUCCCAACCUGGUCGAGGAAUUCGCGUCCGGCGAUACAGUCUGCGGUUCUUGCGGCCUGGUCCUUACUCAACAUCUGGUCGAUACACGCUCCGAGUGGCGGACGUUCUCUAACGAUGACCAAGGCAACGACGAUCCCUCCCGUGUCGGAGAUGCCGCAAAUCCCCUACUCCACGGCUCUCAACUUCAGACCAGCAUUGGCUUUGGAGAUGGCUCCCGUGCUGCCAGGGAUCUGAAUCGUGCCCAGGGCAAGAGUACUUUGGACAAGACCAACAAGAGCUUGAUGGCAGCAUACAAGCAGAUUGGCACUCUCUGUGACUUCUAUCACAUGGGUUCGCACAUUGCAGACACCGCUAAGCAUCUGUACAAGAUGACGGAGGAUGCGCGACUGUUCAAAGGUAAAUCGACCGAUGCUGUCAUUGCCGGGUGCAUCUUCAUCGCUUGUCGUCAGAAUAAAGCCCCUCGUACGUUCCGUGAGAUCUAUGCCCUGACCAAGGUGUCGAAGAGAGAAAUUGGUCGCACUUUCAAGACUCUGGAGAAGUUUCUUCAGGUUAACAAGAAUACUUCUAACGAGGUCACUGCGGGCGGUCUCGUCGUCGGCGCAGCUAAGAUUCACGCGAACGAGUCUACCAAGCCUGAAGAACUGGCCCGUCGCUACUGUAACCAGUUACGACUUUCUGAUGAGAUUGGCGCUAUAACUCACGAUCUGUGCAUCCGCACAAAUGACCAAGGCUACAUUGCUGGCCGCUCCCCUCUAUCUGUUGCCGCGGCUUGCAUUUACAUGGUGUCGUUCUUGAUGGGCAAAGGGAAGACACCGAAAGAUAUCUCGAAUGUGGUUAAUGUCAGUGAUGGUACAAUACGCACUUCGUAUAAGCUCCUACUACCACACAAAGAUGCGCUCAUUGAUCCCAAGUGGAUUGCUCGCGGCGGUGACAUGAAAAGACUUCCUGCUAGCUAG
Pseudovirgaria hyperparasitica is the source of this 1065-nucleotide messenger RNA. RefSeq names its product transcription initiation factor IIB. Gene Ontology annotation, cellular component: nucleus; transcription preinitiation complex. Lineage: Eukaryota; Fungi; Ascomycota; Dothideomycetes; Acrospermales; Acrospermaceae. Gene Ontology annotation, molecular function: TBP-class protein binding; RNA polymerase II general transcription initiation factor activity. The transcript has a single exon. The coding region runs from base 1 to 1065 and encodes 354 amino acids. The record is from RefSeq and is a predicted model, not a curated record. Gene Ontology annotation, biological process: transcription initiation at RNA polymerase II promoter; transcription preinitiation complex assembly.